This is a messenger RNA of Salmo salar (Atlantic salmon), 2362 nucleotides long. Its product is annotated as growth arrest-specific protein 1. The record is from RefSeq and is a predicted model, not a curated record. Gene Ontology annotation, biological process: regulation of cell cycle. NCBI's taxonomy places the organism in Eukaryota, Metazoa, Chordata, Actinopteri, Salmoniformes, Salmonidae.
CUAAUUUGACCAAUAAGGUAAGGAGGUUUUAGUCAACCGACUCAGAUGAACGAGAGAGUCAUUCCACAGUCUUCAAUGGGGCGCAUCGUUCAUCGCAUUCCUCAUUCCUUUACAUAAUUGUAUAGCUAAAGAAGACACCGAAUGGCAUGCUGCUUGCGCAGAUAGCCUAGGCUACAGCAUAACACUUUUCCUGGAACGGAGUUUGCCUUUCUGAACGGUAAAACGACGACGGAACUGUUCUUUCUACUUCAUCUUGUUUGUGCGGCAAAGCAAUGGAACGCAGAAGUUGAAUAAUUCAGUUUUGUGAAGCCUCUACUGCUGUGAAGAUAAGUGGAGAGUGCCUGUGAAUUUGUAUUGUAACAGUGUAUCAAACUUCGGGGAAAAAUUGAAAUCUAACAAAUUGCAGGUGAUGUGCGGUUUUCACACGGUAUCACUGCAUUGCACAUUAUUUGGUGAACCUCGUUCAUUCCCCACUGGCGCGUACUGAAUGCGAGGGAAUGGAUUUGGAUUAGUUCUUUUUGACACAGAUUUAAUGGAGAUACUGCUACACAAAUCCAUAUGUUGAAGUCUUACAUUUAUUCGGAUCAGUCUACUUCGAAAUGGCAAGUUUUGCCGGGUUUAUAAAGUGGACUGGGAGAUCAACUUUGUAUUUAUGCUGUGCGUUUGCCCUGUUCGGCUGUCUUUGCAUCGCGUCCCCUACUCAUGGUCGUCGGCUCAUCUGUUGGCAAGCCAUUAUGAAGUGUCAUGGAGAGCCGGAGUGCCACUACGCAUAUGACCAAUAUCUUUACGCCUGUGCGCCCGUUAUCAACGGGGAUAGGAAGAAGUGUCCCAGCCACUGCAUCUCGUCCCUUAUCCAGCUGAAUCUAACUGAGACCGGUCCGUCUCUAGAGGACUGUGACUGCGCCUCGGACCCCGUCUGUCGGAGCACCAAACGCGCCAUAGAGCCAUGCCUGCCUCGGACCAGCAACAUGGGCUGCACCGAAGCCCGGCGGCAGUGCGAGAGAGAUUACCAAUGUAGCUCGGCAAUGCGUGACUAUUUGUUUCACUGCCGUAAACUUUUCGGAGGCGAGAGAUGUUCGGACGAUUGCAGGAGGGUGAUAGCCAACAUGCGCAAUAUACCCAAAGCACAACAACUUGAUACUUGUGUUUGUGAUGGCACGGAGAGGACGAUAUGCGAGUACGUCAAAGUUAGUAUGAAAAACUUUUGCUUUGACUCAAUGGACAGAUACGCAGGCAGCGGGUUUUCUGAUUCGGACUCUGAAGAUGAUUAUGAUGAUAUGGAGGAUUAUGUCUAUGUGGAAAACGCUAGUGGUUCACCUAGAUCCGCCUGUCGGGGUGUAUGGACUUCCACUGUGGCCACCAUUUUGGUUCUAAUGCAUCUUAUCUGAUAGGGCAGUCUAACCAAGUUGAUUCAGCUGUUGGGGAAGUUGUUAGAGAAAUAGAGAGGCCUGUGAAAAGUUGACACAGACAGACAGAAUAGCUCAUGAAAGUGUUGUAACACCAGCACACCUGCUUUAGCAUAUACUUUGUGUGUUUGGAAGAUUUUAUGGCCUUUGCUCAGCUAUCUUCAUAAUGGGGCUUCUCAACAUUCUGUCUGGUCUCAGUCUCUGUGCUGAUAGGCUAUGGGUCAUCUUGCUCACAAAUGUUUAUAUUUAAAAUGUAUACAUUUUUAUGUGAAUCUCAAAAGUUUAUAGAUUCGUUUCCAGACAAGCUGUGCACCUCUAAAAUAUGUAAUUGUUUUAACCAACCCUUGAAGAAUGUUAUAGGCCUACUAUAAGCUUCUCAUUACCUUGUGUCUCACAAAAUAGCCCAAAAAGUUUGACACACAAUUUUCUUUAAUGUGGAUAGCCAAGUGACUUGUAAGUGUACGCAUGUAUAAUGCUGUUUCAAGACAAUAGUGAAAACAACAGUAUAAAACAUGUUCUUGGUCACUUGGCUAUAAUGGGGACAGACUAAUCAAGUUUUCUUUCAUUAUGAGCUAGACAAUAGACAUAGGCCUACAUUUCAUUAAGAUGUCAUUUAAGCUCUAGUCAGUUGGUAAUCAUCUAAGUGACAGAUGUAAAACGCAUGCACCUGACCACAGUUUGAUUGGUUAAUCAAUAUUAUUAGCCUUAAUCAUGUCCCAGACAUUUCCAUAAGCUCAGUAUCAAUUUCAAGUUAAAGAAUAAGUUAAGGGAGAUUAUUUUUAUAUGUCAAAAUGUGUGAAGUUAAAUUGUACAGUAUAUUGUAUGAUAUGGAUUUUUUUUCCAGAGUUAUUUGUUUAUUACUGCUAAGAAGAUUUUUGCACUGUAUAGAAAUGUCAUGAAAUGCUUCACUGUGUCUACGUUGUAUUUUAGAGAAAAUAUAAAUGUUCUUGCUUAAA